GUACUCGCACACCAUUGGUCAAGCCGAGAGGUUGGAGGUCAAUAUGUAAAUAUCCAACAUGGCGGCGCCCGUGGAUGACAUGUUUUCUCGCUGCGUGGAUCCUGCCAAAGCCAGUAAUAGCGUGGAGGCUCGAUUUAUCGAUAAAGUCAAGGGCAAAGGAUUAUUCGCCAAAAGACCUUUCAAGAAGGGUGACACUAUUUUCAUCGAGCAGCCUCUGGUCUCAUCUCAGUUCUUGUGGAAUGCUUUGUACAAAUACAGAGCGUGUGAGCACUGUCUGCGUGCUCUGGAGACAGCGGAGGAGAACGCCAGACGCUUGAGCGGUCUUUCAGCUCUCAGUCUGCCUCAUCCGGAGCUGUGUAAAGUGCGUCCGGACCGACACCAGGCCUGUCCUCACUGUCAGGUGAUGUACUGUAGUGCUGAGUGCCGGCAGGCUGCAUGGGAGCAGUAUCACCGGCUCCUGUGUCUCGGCUCGUCUCAUCAGGAUCCUGAUCAUCCGCUCAACAAGCUGCAGGACGCCUGGCGGAGCAUGCACUACCCUCCGGAAACAUCUAGUAUCAUGAUAAUGGCAAAGAUGGUGGCCAGCAUCAAGCAGGCUCAAGAUAAGGAGCGCUGGCAGAGGUUGUUCUCUCAUUUCUGCAGUCGCUCCGCAAACGAAGAGGAGGAAAUAGUUCAUAAAUUGCUAGGAGAGAAGUUUCAGGGACAGCUGUCUUUGCUGCGAAAUCUCUUCUCCACCGCGCUGUACGAGGAUCGACUCAGUCAGUGGUUCACUCCGGAAGGCUUUCGCUCUCUGUUUGCCCUCGUCGGGACCAACGGUCAGGGUAUUGGCACCAGUUCUCUGAGUCAGUGGGUUCAUGCGUGUGACGCGCUGGAGCUUCCCGGCCAGCAGAGGGAGCAACUGGACGCUUUCAUCGACCAGCUGUACAAGGACAUCGACAAAGAAACCGGCGAUUUCCUCAACUGCGAGGGCUCUGGUCUUUUCCUGCUGCAGAGCUCUUGUAACCACAGCUGCGUUCCCAACGCCGAGGCGUCUUUCCCCGACAAUAACUUCCUCCUCCACCUCAACGCUCUCAGUGACAUCGGCCCUGGAGAGGAGAUCUGUAUCAGCUACCUGGACGUCUGCCAGCGAGAGCGCAGUCGCCACAGCCGGCACAAGAUCUUGAGGGAGAAUUACUUAUUCGUCUGUUCCUGUCAGAAGUGCAUGUCCCAGGUGCAGGAAGCGGAUAUGACAUCAGAGGAGGAGGAAGAGGAGGAGGAGGAAGGUGAAGCGGAGGGAGACGACAUGGAGGAUGAAAUGACAGAUGUGUAAUCAUCUACAGCAGAUAUCACACUUACAGUAGCAGUACGGUUCACUGUCUGGCUGUUCUAACCCUAAUAUCGAAGCCUAUGCAAAAUAGAAGUGCGCUGUUUUUAUCAUGUGCUCUUUCGGUCAUGAUUUCUACCAUGCAAUGGGUUGAAGUAGCUCUAAACACACAUGCAUUCAAAAAAAAACUGAUCGUGCAUGAAACAUGAUCUGUCUGUGCACUGAUGGGUUGGUUGUGUUAUAUAAUUCAUCACAUGUUUUAUCACAUCUCAGAAACUGUACUAUCAUCAGAUCGAGAGGAAAAAGUGACCCAUGUUGCUGUAAUGUGACGGAAAAGAAAUGAAUAAGAAAUCAAAUCUGA
Carassius gibelio (silver crucian carp) is the source of this 1661-nucleotide messenger RNA. Its product is annotated as histone-lysine N-trimethyltransferase SMYD5. The transcript has 13 exons. The record is from RefSeq and is a predicted model, not a curated record. Bases 59 to 1306 code for a protein of 415 amino acids. Lineage: Eukaryota; Metazoa; Chordata; Actinopteri; Cypriniformes; Cyprinidae. Gene Ontology annotation, molecular function: histone H4K20 methyltransferase activity; protein binding.